Molecule: messenger RNA, 1143 nt
Organism: Arthroderma uncinatum
Lineage: Eukaryota; Fungi; Ascomycota; Eurotiomycetes; Onygenales; Arthrodermataceae
Exons: 3
Coding region: 1-1143 (380 amino acids)
Source: RefSeq, a predicted model, not a curated record
AUGGAGAAGCAAAUAUCGAAGAAAGGACAACCUUACGCCCUGGGCAUGGCCAUCCUAGCCCACCUCCUUGGAGAUCUCGACUUACUCAGGGUCCUCUUCCACGCCACAUCAUACUUGACUUCGACCUUUUUGAGGACCCCAGGGCGAGACCUUGGACCUUGUGCUCCAAUUCACCGCUCAAGCUUUUCGCAUAUCUACAUCUCUAAGGAACACGACUAUCGAAAUGAUGAGACCAAGGCAGAAUUGGUAUUCGAGGCGACUAAAUCCCAUUUUGCAGGAGGGCCAAUAAGCAUCACUGAAAUCCAGUACUGGGGAAAUUUCAUCAUCGUCGUACUAGAAGAUCGUGCUGUCGACAUAUCAGAAUUGCCACGGUCUAUAACUCGCUGUAAAUGUUUCUACCUUUACGAAGAUGAAAUGGCGCGUCCACUGAGACAAUCUGCUCUACGCCUAACGGAACCAGCACCUGGCACUUUUGAUGAUGGCGAAUACAAAACUUUACGCCCGGGAAUUAUGGUCAGCUCUGGAAGACAUCGCAUGGAAGGGCGGGAAGUUCUCACGUCGUCUGGCGUUUUGGUUCAAGACAGAAACGGCUACCAGUACUUAACCGUUGCGUCACACGGAUUUCCCAUGGGCGAUAAAAUCUUCCACCCAAAUUCAGAAGGGAGGCAAAUCGGCCAGUUGAUAAUGGAACUCAAAAGUACGGAUGUCGCCCUGGUCAAGUUGAAUGGCGAUUUUCCUUUCAUCAAUGAGCCAUUCCAAAACACUGUGGUCCCAGGGCCUCCCGUGAAGCUACGUCGUUUCGCAAGCAGGGGAGAGACCCGACCAGGUAGCAAUGUGUACAUGAACAACCCGUAUACCAGCUAUAUCGAAGGCGUCAGCGGAAUCCAGGCUGUAUUACGCGUUCCGGGAGAUGAUCCUCAUGAGCCUGAGCAAGAAUGGAUUAGGACACGAUGGGACUAUACAGGCCAGGGCUCAAGUGAUCAACUUACCAAUGGAAUAUGUGGGUCCCCCUUAUGGGAUGAUGAGGGUAAUGUCCUCGGAUUCUUUCGUUACGCGCCCCGAUCGGGGCAUUUUCUCGACUGGUGCAUGUCUAUUGCUAGCACCGAAUUGGCCACGAGAGGCUAUUCCAUUGUUACUCAAUAG